This is a messenger RNA of Nothobranchius furzeri (turquoise killifish), 1637 nucleotides long. RefSeq names its product calmodulin 1a (gene calm1a). Lineage: Eukaryota; Metazoa; Chordata; Actinopteri; Cyprinodontiformes; Nothobranchiidae. Gene Ontology annotation, molecular function: enzyme regulator activity; calcium ion binding. The record is from RefSeq and is a predicted model, not a curated record.
AUGCAGAGUAACUCAAACAAUCAUCUGUAACAACGAGCAGAGAGCUACAAAAUUCGCCCCCCGGCGCGGAGGAAUACACUCAACCGUAGAGCGGUGGUUCGCCUCGCUUGCCCGCCUUCAGCUUGCUCCAUUCAGUGGCAUCCGUCCAUUUCCUUGUAGCUGUUCUGCUAGCAGGAGAACCGACCCGACACACACAGACAUGGCUGACCAACUUACAGAAGAACAGAUCGCUGAGUUCAAGGAGGCCUUCUCCUUGUUUGAUAAGGACGGAGAUGGCACCAUCACAACUAAGGAGCUGGGGACGGUCAUGAGGUCACUUGGUCAAAACCCAACUGAAGCAGAACUCCAAGAUAUGAUCAACGAGGUGGACGCCGAUGGCAACGGGACCAUCGACUUCCCAGAGUUCCUAACAAUGAUGGCGCGAAAGAUGAAGGAUACGGAUAGCGAGGAAGAAAUCAGGGAGGCGUUCAGAGUUUUUGAUAAAGACGGCAACGGUUACAUCAGCGCGGCAGAACUGCGUCAUGUAAUGACAAACUUGGGAGAAAAGCUCACGGACGAGGAGGUAGAUGAGAUGAUAAGGGAAGCUGACAUCGACGGAGAUGGGCAGGUGAACUACGAAGAGUUUGUUCAGAUGAUGACCGCCAAAUGAACCGAGCUCACAACCAGUCAAACGUUUCACUUACCUCUUAUUGCAAAAAUCUACAUUUAUUCAUGCUGUUCUGUAUAGACAAUUUAAACUGAAUGUUGGAAAACUGGAAAUCUGUCCAUAUAAACAAGCUCAAAAAAGGUAAAAGACAAAAUUAAUCUGCAUGUUCUGGCUUGUACACACACACACACACACACACACACACACACACCGUGCUGAGCUGCCCAAUCAGAUGUUGACUUGUCAGGCAAACGGCCUCCAAGCAGCUGGUUCCAUCCGCCUGAUAUCCUGAUGAUUUGGGCUGUUCUACUGCAUUUCUUUUAUUCUAUUCCCGUUUUUGUUUGUUUUCCUGUUCUUCAUGCAUGCGGCGUUCCAUGAGUUACCGUUGAGAUCCCAAGUAUGUGGGCUCAUGUUCUUCUGGGACCCAGAAGGGACGGGUCAGAGGGAUGGGAGUGAGCAGACCAGCAGCACGUUUGUUCGCUUGGCGAUGACUGAUAUUUUUAAGAAAGAUCAAAUGGAAUCAAGUGGAUUUAGAUUGUGUUUUUAGCAUGUCAGGUUAAUCGUUUCAAUCCUUUGUGUGUUUACCUUUUUUGAGGGCAACGAGCUCUUUUUGGCGGCAAUGUCUUAGAUCGUCGGGGGACCUAACGGACGAUUGUGUGCAAGCGCGGUUUCUGAGGCGAUAUCUGCAUCAACCACCAGUACGAGUCUUCGUUUGGGAGUAAACUUGGUUUUUCCUCUAACGCGGGGACAAGGUAUCGCCUCAGAGCUGUGCGUGUAUGAAUAAGGGGGGUGUGGGUUUCAGUUUUAAGGGGGACGGGGUCGGCGCUUUGCAGCAUUUGUGUUUGUGUGGGUUUGCCUGUGUGCGUGUGGAUGCAGCGAGGCCCGGCCCGGUCCAGUUCAGCUGUUCUAUUUGGUUCAGUUGAUCUGCAUUCCAAGUUGUACAUGCUAGUCUUUACAUUUUGUUUUUCCAAUAAAAUAUCAUUAACUAAGA